GUUAAGUAAGACUUAGUACAUCGCAUGCAACCCAUCGUAGGGUGAAGGGAGAAAUUUGUGUUUUAAGCUGAGUCAGUAACUAAUGCUAUAUCCAUGCAAGGCUGCCAGCCCUGUAAACAGAUGUCACACGCCGACAAAUAAAACAAACAAACAAAAAACAGAAAAAAAACAGCGUGCCUGAGACGAGAGGGGAACCCAGAACAACCAACCCUCACUGUAUCAAUGACAGGCGCUAACCGUUGUACAACAACACACUACAAUUACAUCCACAGGUCAGUUUAUUUGAAAUUAUUAGUGUAUUCUAUCCACAAUAUUUAGUCACAUACACCAUUCAUAAUGACCCACCAUCUUACCGUUCAUCUACAUGCACUUAUUUUCAGAAAUGUCUUCCGUUUCGAAGAGCAAUAUUUAAUGAGGGUCAUAUUUUUUUGUUGACACUUACCGCAUCUACACAAAACGAUUUCUGCUACACGCGGACGUGAACUCUCCACCCGGCGGCUGACAACUAGGCCAAUGCGUCAACCUCACCCCGGGGUCAGCGUGACCUGGUGACGUCACAGGCAGGUCUGGGCAAGAGAAAGUAGGUCUGACGAGCGAAGUCCGCACGAUUUCUACUUUCGGUUCGACAGACGACACAACGACACGGUGUACGUUAAUGGUGUACGUGGAUGUACAGUGUACAAGCCUUGUGUCGGAAUGGAUCACGGACAACUAAACGACUUGCCAGCAGCUUUGGAAGCUUUUGCUAAAAGCCUUAAAACCAACGACGAGUGGAAAAGACUGCAAAAGUGCAAGGAACUCGAGAAACAAAACCAGGAGAAGGCUAGUACGAUAAAAGAGAAGGACAAACAACUCGCCGAACUACAAAGCAAAUUUGGAAAUUGUGAGAAAGAACUUAAUGAAAAGAAAAUCGCUUUAGCUGACCUGCAGGAAAAACAUAAACAUGAACUUAAGGGAAAAGAAACCGCUCUUGCCAAUGUGAAGGAGUUAACUGCACAAAAUGAGAAGCUGACAAAGGAUCUUGACGAAGAGAAAAAAAAAGCCACAAAAGAACGGGAAGUACAGUCUAAGAGAACUCAGAAGCUGGAAGAAGAUAUCAAAGAGGAGAAAGAUACAUCACUUAAAUUGCGAAAGCGAGCGGCGCUGCUCGAAGUGAGAGGCUUGCUGUGGAAAGCCCUUUUCUGGAUCAGAUCGAAUGAACUUGCAAAACGAGAAGAAGACUAUACAGAAGCAAUGAGGGAGCUGGAGGACACUAAGAGAACGAACGAACAACUGAGCAUUCAACGCUCAGACGCUAUAAAUCAAGCAAACGAAAAGAAAAUUGCUCUGAAUAUGGAAAGAGGGCGUUUAGAGGAACAAAGAAAAGGACUCGAACAACGACUUGUGAAAAGCGAAUCCAAAUGUACCAAACUGGAACAAGAAUUGUCAUCAGUAAAGAGAGACAAUGAAAGUCUGGAAAACACAAAACGAGAGCUGGAAGAAGAGAGGCAAGAAUUGGUCAGACAGAACGACAUCUUGACAGCUGCGGCAGAAGUGGACAAACAACUUACCGCUGCCUACCAACAGGAAGCAGAGAAGAUUCAGAUGCAGCUAAAUAUCCUGGAGGUACAAAAGCAGUCGGCAACAGAGCACAUGGUGAAGGCAGGAGAAGACUGUGUCAGAAUCCAGAUGCAGCUGACUGUGGCGGAAACCGCGGUGACGGAACUGAGAAAAGAGGUGGAGGUCAAGGACAUUCGUCUUCGGGAGAUGCAAGACCAACUGGAUCGACUGGAGGAGCAGGAUUUGUCUCGGAAUGAAAAGCUGCAGACAGCCACACUGGACAUCGCUCGUCUCCAGAACAACGCCGCGCUGGCAGAGACAACAAUCACAGGACUACGGCAAUCAUUAGCCGCUAAGCAGGGUGAGCUAGAACAAUCAGAAAGGAGUUGUCGGGACAUUUCGGAGAAAGCUAGACAUCUGGAGACCACACUUCACCAGAAGGUGGAAGAAGUUCGGCUAAACAAGUUAGAAGUGGACAGAUUGAGACGAGACCUGUGUGCAACCUUGCAGCAGAGGUCAAGAGGUCAUUUCCAAAAUAGGAACUAACAACAUUCUCAGAAUGGCCGGCAAGCUAGAGAAUUUGAGGACAAGAAAAAACAAGCUAAAAGGAUGAGAAUAAAUGUAAAAGUUGGCGACCUGUAAAAACGUAUCUGUGUAACAACGGACGUGUACAGGUGGACUGCCGAGACCAACGUUUUGCCUCUUGCCAAGUUCUCCACUGUUAGUCUCGGCGAGCGUAAACAAUGAAUGUUACUAAACCGGAAGUUUUGUACGCACCUGCCUCG
Messenger RNA from Pomacea canaliculata, 2324 nucleotides. RefSeq names its product myosin heavy chain, clone 203-like. Lineage: Eukaryota; Metazoa; Mollusca; Gastropoda; Architaenioglossa; Ampullariidae. The record is from RefSeq and is a predicted model, not a curated record. Bases 697 to 2085 code for a protein of 462 amino acids. The transcript has 17 exons.